GCCCCGGAGAGCGCGCCCCGGCGCAGCCUAGGAAGCGCCGCCCGCGCCGCCCGCCUGCGUCCGGGGAAGAGCGGCGCCGGGGGAGCGAGCCAUGCCCGCAGCCGGAGCGUAGCCUCCCGGGCCGCUCCCGGGAGCCGCGGGCCGGGCCGGGCCGGGCCGGGCGCGCGACAAGAGCAGCUCCGCGCCGCACCCACCGCGCGCCAAGGACCAUGCCGCCCCCGGGCCGGGCGCCGCCGCUCGGGCUCCUGCUGGCGCUGACUGCGCUCCGGUGCCCAGUGGCGGAGAGCCGCGGAGUCGCCGACAGCCUGCAGAGGUUCUCCUCGCUGCCCGCCUACCUCCCCGCCAGCCUCCACGUCGCAGACGCGGACGAGUCCUUCUUCCUCAAAGAAGCCGACCAGGACGUCACCCGGAACGCCAGCCUGCAGGCGCGCGUGGAGCCCUUCUUCGUGUACCGGGCCCGGGCGGCGCCGGCGGUCAACGCCAGCUACGGCCCGUUCUCGGCCGAGAAGGCCGUCCCCGAGGAGCUGCUGCUGACCUCCGAGGGCUUCGCCGGCACGGACGCGUUCCCCUUCAACUGGAAGCUGAAGUCCCACGUGCUGGACAGCGCCAUCUACUCCAACAGGCCCAAGGUGCAGACGCUGUUCUACGUGGCCGGCAUGGCCUGGGACGCCGGCGACCCCGCGGGGAAUCUACCCUGUGUCAAGAUGUUCGCCUACCCGGAGGCGCGGGAGGUGGCGGCCAGCUGCCGCCUGCGGGGCGCCCCGGGGCUGUGCGUGGCGGAGCUGGAGCUGCUGCCCGAGUGGUUCAGCUCGGGGCUGGACCUGGAGCCCGAGGAGGAGAUCCCCGCGCUGCUGGGGGGCACGGCCAUGGAGCUGUUCUUCAGCCUCUUCCCGGCCGACCCCGCCGGCCGGUGUCCCCUGGAGGACGACGGCAAGUGGGCCAACAACAUCCACGCGGGCCCGGAGGGGCCGCCGCCGGCGUCGCCGGCCCGGGAGCGCAUCGGCAGCGUGGUGGUCUACCCGACCCAGGACGACCUGCGGUGGUCCCCGCUGAGCCUGGACAAGAACGUCGUGGUCUCCGUGCCCCUGAACCUCGUCCGCGAGGGGGACGUGGCCACCUUCCUGGUGUCUCUGACCGGCGGCUCCGUGGCGGAGCACUUCACGCUCAGGAUCAAGGCUGCGGCCGGUGUGAGAAUCGCGGCGGUGAGGGUCAGCGGCGAAGACCACUGGGCCGUGCAGGAAGAGAUCGACAACGAUGGUGUGGGGACCACGGCCGCCCUCACCUGCGUGGGCCAGCACCUGGACCCGCGGAGCAGGGUGAACGGCUCCUUCUCUGAGAUCUUGCAAGUGGACUUCGGCGUGGACAACAGCAGCGGCCUGGCCGGGGCCCAGGCCAUCACGUGGCAGGUGGAGUACCCGGCGGAGGAGUCCCGGAGCCAGCUGGCCGUCUCCGAGAUCUUCGUCAGCCAGACCAGCUACGUGGGCAUCGUCCCCCUGGCCAUGGACGCGGAGAUCCUGAACACGGCCGUGCUCACCGGGCGGCCGGUCUCCGUCCCCGUCAAGGUGGUGGCCGUGCGGGAGGACGGCUCCGUGGUGGACGUCUCGGAGCCUGUGGAGUGUGCGUCCGCGGACGAAGACGUCGUGAAGGUUUCCGCCGACUGCGACUCCGUGUUCGUGAACGGCAAGGAGAUGAAGGGCAGAGUGGGCACCACCGUGAGCUUCACCCACCAGCAUUUCACCGCCCAGCUGGAGGUCACGGUGUGGGCGCCCCGGCUGCCCCUGCAGAUCGAGGUCUCGGACACAGAGCUGAGCCAGGUCAAGGGCUGGCGGGUCCCCGUGGCCCCCAACAGGAGGCCCACGCGCGAGAGCGAGGACGAGGAGGACGAGGAGCGGCGCGGCCGCGGGUGCGCCCUGCAGUACCAGCGUGCCGCGGUGCGCGUGCUGGCGCAGUUCGUGGCCGAGGCGCCCGGCGCGGGCCCGCCCAGCUACCUGCUGGGCCCCGACUGGCAGCUGGACGUCACCGACCUGGUGGCGGAGUUCCUGACGGUGGAGGACCCGAGGGUCGCCCAGGUAGAGGCCGGCAGGACCCUGGUGGGCCGGGAGCCGGGCAUCACCGCCAUCCAGGUCCUGUCGCCGCUCUCGGACUCCAUCCUGGCGGAGAAGACGGUGACCGUGCUGGAGGACCGCGUCACCAUCGCUGACCUGGGCGUGCAGCUGGUGGCCGGCUUGUCCCUCUCCCUGCAGCCCCACAGGGCGGACCGGAGGGCCAUCGUCUCCACGGUGACUGCCCAGGAGGUCCUGCAGGCCCCCCAGCAGGAAGCCAUAGUCAGCUCCUGGAUCCUGUUCAGCGACGGCGCGGUGACGCCCAUGGACCUUUACGACCCCGAGGACUUCUCCCUGGCGGUCUCCUCGCUGGACGAGAUGGUGGUGUCCGUCCAGGCGAGCCUGCAGCCCAAGUGGCCGGUGGUGGCCGCGGAGGGCGAGGGCCAGGGGCCCCUGAUCAAGCUGGAGAUGAUGAUCAGCGAGCCCUGCCAGAAGAGCAAGAGGAAGAGCGUCCUGGCCACGGGCAAAGGCCAGGUCAGGGUCAAGUUCGACCCGCACGUCGACCGGCACCAAGGGGGCACCAAUGACAUCGAGGGUGCGAGCCGGGACUACACGGACCCCCUCAGCAAUGCCAUAGGGCGCGAGGGCCACCAGGAGAGGGCGGCGCAGGAGUGGCUGCCACGCGGCGGCGUCGCUGCCGCGGGCCCGGAGGACAGAGGCAACGGCAGCAGCGUGGCCCCGCCACCCCCCGCAGAGAGGAAGGACAAGGGGCUGCUGAGGGGCGGCGGCCCGGACGCCUCCACGAGCUUCCCCGCGCGAGGGCGGCCCCGGGAGCCCAAGCCGUCCAGGGAGCUGACCGUGGCCUCCCGGGGGCUGAGCGACCUGGAGAUCGGCAUGUACGCGCUGCUGGGCGUCUUCUGCCUGGCCAUCCUGGUCUUCCUGUCCAACUGCGUGGCCUUCGCCUGGAAGUACCGGCACAAGCGGUUCGCCGUGAGCGAGCAGGGGCCCGUGCCGCACUCGCACGACUGGGUCUGGCUGGGCAACGAGGUGGAGCUCCUGGAGAACCCGGUGGACGUGACGCUGCCGUCGGAGGAGUGCACGACCGUCCUGGACCGCGGGCUGCCCUUCGAGGAGCGGGACUUCCUGCUCAGCGGCGGCUCCCAGAAGGCCUUCCACAGCCACCUGCUCGGGCCCGCGGACUACGUCUACGAGAAGGACGCGCGGAACGAGCCCGGCACGCCGUCGUCCUCGGGCCCCAAGCGGAAGAGGGUCAAGUUCACGUCCUACACCACCAUCCUGCCCGAGGACGGCGGCCCCUACACCAACUCCAUCCUGUUCGACGGCGAGGACAGCAUCAAGUGGGUGUGCCAGGACGUGGGGCCCGGCGGCCCCCCCCCGGGCUUCCGGGACUACCUGGGGGGGCUGCAGGGCCAGCUGUGAGCCGCGCCCCGGAGUUCGUAUUCACCUUUAUGCCUUCUGUUUUCGCAGCGCUGGAGCGGCGAGGUCGGUUAGCAAUAGGGGGCGACUCGGCAGUGCUGACGUCGUGGGGGCCGGCUGGGGGGUGGAGGGGCC
Phyllostomus hastatus (greater spear-nosed bat) is the source of this 3614-nucleotide messenger RNA. It is a transcript of the gene TMEM132B, whose product is annotated as transmembrane protein 132B. Lineage: Eukaryota; Metazoa; Chordata; Mammalia; Chiroptera; Phyllostomidae. The transcript has 9 exons. Bases 210 to 3482 code for a protein of 1090 amino acids. The record is from RefSeq and is a predicted model, not a curated record.